GGUACUCCAGAUUACUUGGCACCUGAAAUUCUUUUAUGCGAACCGUGCGGCGAGGGUGUGGAUUGGUGGGCGUUAGGAGUGAUGGCGUACGAAAUGCUCGUGGGAGUUCCUCCGUUCAAUGCGUCGACGCCGUUGGCGAUUUUCGCAAGAAUCAUCAACGGCAAAGUGGAAUGGCCAGGAAGUGGCGCCGCGCUGAGUGACGAGUCUAAAGAUUUUGUUAACGCUCUACUCGUGCACGAUGUAGAAGCGCGUCUGGGCUCGAACGACGAUGCAAAUGAUAUCAAGGCUCAUCCUUGGUUUGCAGACGUCACUUGGGAACACGUCUACGACAAGAGCGCUGCGAGCGUGUUCGUGCCAAAGCCCGAAAGUCGACAAGAUACGUCGUACUUCGUUCCC
Messenger RNA from Ostreococcus lucimarinus CCE9901, 396 nucleotides. RefSeq lists its product with no specific name. Gene Ontology annotation, molecular function: protein serine/threonine kinase activity; ATP binding. Gene Ontology annotation, biological process: intracellular signal transduction; peptidyl-serine phosphorylation. Lineage: Eukaryota; Viridiplantae; Chlorophyta; Mamiellophyceae; Mamiellales; Bathycoccaceae. The record is from RefSeq and is a predicted model, not a curated record. The annotation marks the transcript as partial. The transcript has a single exon.